AUGUCUAAUGAACAUCUAUCACAUCGCAAUGAUCUCAUAAUUACUGAAAAUAUAUUAAAUACUGUGUCAUAUUCAUGUAUAGUUCUUCAACUUCAAUAUAAUGAUUAUGGAAGAAAUUUCAAUAUAAAAAAGGAUGCUACAUUUAUGUUGACAGAUACAAUUAGUAAUGUUAUACAAAAGUUUUUAAGAAUUGCUAAUCUUAACGAUGUUCUUCCUGAAAAUGUGGUACUUGUUGAAUUUGUUUUUGAUAAUAAACAUAUGAUUCCACCUUCAUCAUAUAUACAUAUGACAUUAAAUGAUCUUAGAAUUAAACAAAAUUCUAUUCUCUAUUUUGAACCAUCAGCCGCUGUUGCUCUAACGAUACUUGGACCCAAUCUUAUUGAUAAAAGAGAAUAUCAAUGGAAUAUAGAAACAACAACAUUAAAAAUGCUUUUCGAAUUUGUUAUUACAGCAUUUUCAUUACAAUCGAUUAAACGUGAACAAAUUCAUCUUAUAACUAUGUAUGAUAAUGAACUUGAUAUUAUAUCAAAUUCUGAUAAAUUAUUAGUUGACUUAGGUGUUACUGAUGGCACAUGGAUAUCUGUUCAAGUUGUUGAAUCACAAUUAGGAACAUCUAUAGUUUAUGUUGAUUGUGCUUAUACAAAUGGACGGAAAGUUUUCGAAGUACCAUCUACAAUUUCAAUUGAAAAAUUAAAAAAUCGAAUCGAAAAAGAGUUUAAUGAUUAUCGUCUUCUUGAAUUCAAUUUGUUUAAUCGAAUGUAUGAAAAAAUUGAUCAAAAUAUGCCGAAUCAAAUGCUUUGUGAAUUACAUAUUAAACCUGGUCAAACUAUUUAUGCUUUUCUUCGUUUUACAUUUUCUGAUACUUCACCAUCUGUUUUGAACAAUAAUACAAGUAAUACAACAACAACAACAAGAACUUCAUCAUUAAUCAAAAAACCACAAACAGAUGAAGUUAAUGUUAGAAGAGCAGAAAAAACGCCAGUUCAGCAAUCUAAUGUCAAUAAUCGUUUUACUUCAUUAUAUACGGUGGAUGAAUUAUCAAGAUCUAAUACAUUGGAUACAUAUCCUAUUGGUCUAGAUAAUCUAAUAAAUACAUGUUAUAUGAAUAGUGCACUUCAAUGUCUUGCUCAUACGAUACCAUUAACUCAGUUAUUUUUAAACGGUCUAACUCAAAAUAUUACAGAUGAUAAUCGAUAUACAGAUCCUGAUUGGAAUCAAUUUUAUCAAGUUGGUACAGUAACUGGUGCUUAUGCCGAUGUUUUGAGAAAUUUAUUUUUAUCUAAUAGAUCCAAUACUUUUAAUCGCUCAUUUCGACCGAUUCGUAUGAAGGCAACAAUUGGUAUUCGAGAUUCACGUUUUGCAACUUUGGAUCAACAAGAUGCCCAAGAGUUUAUGAGUUUUCUUCUUGAGGAAAUACAUAAAGAAAUGAAAGAAACAAAUGGUAAUGAAUCGAAUAAUAUUAUAGAAGAAUUGUUUUUUGGAAAAAUACGAUCAACUAUAACUUGUCUUGCAUGUAAACAUGAAGUACAAGUAAUAAAUCCAUUUAGUAUUUUAUCAUUACCACUCGUUCAAUCAAGACGUCAAUUUACGAUAAGAUUUAUUGAAUUAAACCGUGAUAUUGGCGAAGCCAUUGUCAAUGUACCCAAGGAUGGUCAAGUCAAAAGUCUUAUACAAGCCUUUAGUGAAGCUUGGCCAAAUUAUUCGUUUUCUCGUCCCAUUAUAGUUAUGACAGAUGAUGGACAAGUUGACUUAGAAAAGCCAUUAAAUCAAUUGUCUACUACAGAAGUUGUACUUAUUGAACAAGAAGACUGGUCAGAUAUCGGACAAGUUAACCGAUUUGCUAAGAAAUCAAGACCAUUAACACUUGAAGAUUGUCUGCGAGAGUUCUGUUCCAUUGAAAAUCUAGAAGAUUCAUAUUUAUGUGAACAGGAAACAUGUAAGAAACGUACACAAGCUACUAAACAACUUCAAUUUUAUACUCUUCCACCAAUAAUUAUAAUUCAAUUGAAACGAUUUUCACACAAAGAUGGUUUACGAGACAAAAUACAAACAUUCGUUGAAUAUCCAAUGGAAGGACUUGAUUUAAGUAAUUUUCUAUUAUCAAGAGAAGAAGCUAUUUACGAUCUAUUCGCUGUUACUAAACAUACUGGAUCAAUCUAUGGUGGUCAUUACAUAGCAGUUGCUAAACAUAAAGCAAACGGCAGUAAUUUAUGGUACAAAUUUGAUGAUUCAUGUGUAUCAUCAUUUUGUUCUUCCAAUGAUAUCGUUUCAGACGAUGCUUAUCUUCUUUUCUAUAUUAAAAAAACAUAA
Adineta steineri is the source of this 2310-nucleotide messenger RNA. Lineage: Eukaryota; Metazoa; Rotifera; Eurotatoria; Adinetida; Adinetidae. The record is from the annotation of a GenBank genome assembly.